AUGGUCCAGUCCAAAGCAAGUCUCAACUUCUCGAUUGACGCUCUUCUGAGAGCCGACCGCCCUUCGUCGAGCUCAUCCAAAGAUCCGCUAUCUUGCUUGCCGGUCUUUCUCGGCCCUCGAUUCUUACAGUAUUCUCAGACAUCCGCUUCUCCUCUCUCAUUAGCUGACGGCUCGUUGAGCCCUGGACAAGGUAAUUUCUCGUAGCAGCCAGAUAUCACUUCAACCUCCGAAUGGGACUUCUAAAUGAAGUCAAAUACCACAUUUGAUUUUAAUGCUGUUUUUGAAUCUUCGACCAAAAGUCUCCAUGUGGUUCUAAAAUAGAUCUAUUCAAGGUCGAGUAAAUAAUUGAAGAUUGCUUUUCAAACUAGUAGUGAUUGGUUGUGGUGUUUUGGCUACAUUCGAAAUUGAAGACAAGAAGAAGCACGAAUGUCAUGUCUGUGGGAAGACGUUCAACGCCCACUACAACCUGACGAGACACAUGCCAGUCCACACAGGCGAACGUCCUUUCACCUGCAAAGUCAGUAUUGUGUCCGAAUUUUUUUUUUUAGUUUUCGAUUUUCAUUCCAGGUUUGUGGCAAGUCUUUCCGUCAAGCUUCAACAUUGUGUCGACACAAAAUUAUCCACACAGAUAUCAAACCUCAUAGGGUAAGACUUCUCUAGUAAGACCCAGUAACACUUACCUACCGCAAGUUUUUAUCCUUUUUUUCAGAAAAUUUGGAAUAACGUGAACUUAAUGUAAUUGGAACUGAAAAUCAGAGCUAAAUUAUAAUAUUUCAUUGAAUUAAAUUUUUUUUUCCAAUCUAAUUUUUUUUCCAAUUUAAAUAAUUGUAAUGCGCGAUUUUCCCGCAUGAUUUCGCGUUUGUCAAUGUGUUUGAGGAAAAAUUCAGCUAAACCUUUCAUUCACUUGCAAAAUUGUAAAAAAGCGGCACACUCACUGGUCAGAUCUGCCGUUACAAGUAAUGAAAAAAGAAACCGUGGAGCAGUUUUUUCCGCAAACAAAACGAAAAAUGUAUCCGCUUCGCCACCGCAAGCGAAACUACCAAAAAAGGCUUUCGAGUAAGUGGCAAACGCAGUAUGUGUGAAAUUUACACUUUUUCCGUCUACAGUAAUCAGUCUCUACUAUGAGACAAACGGUUGAAAGCCUUGGAAAAGUGUCACCUUGGGCCGAUAAUCCGAUCAAACGGCACCCAACCACUUGACUCUCUUCAAAAAUCCACGGCGACCUCAUUUUUCAUGUCAAAUCUCAUUAUUUUUUGCCUUUUUGAGAGCCAGAAUCUGUUUUCGAGAACGUUAUUAAAAUAUUUUGGAUUUCAGUGCAAAACAUGUGGAAAGUCCUUCAACCGAUCUUCUACUCUGAAUACACAUCUUCGAAUUCAUCAAGGCAAGACCUGAAGGUUUUCUCGGAACUUUUCCUCUUUCAGGCUACAAGCCUUUCACUUGCGACGUUUGUGGGAAAGGCUUUCAUCAGAACGGCAAUUUCAAGAACCACAGAUUGACGCACGAAGACACCAAGCAGUACACCUGCACCAUUUGCAACAAGGUGAGAGGAAAAUGGAUGAACUAUCGCCUUUCACCGGCAAGCCUUCUGUUUUGAACCUUGAACCUAAUAAAUGUGAGCUAUUUAAUUUUUUGGGCAUUCCACCAGUCGUACAACCUGGCGUUCCACAUGUUCACGCACAACGAGGUGAAGCCGUUCACGUGCUCCGUUUGCGGCAAGGGCUUCUGUCGGAACUUCGACCUCAAGAAGCACCACCGAAAGCUUCACAACGAUCCUUCCAGGAGCCACAAAAAGAGCUUCACUUGA
Messenger RNA from Caenorhabditis auriculariae, 1804 nucleotides. The record is from the annotation of a GenBank genome assembly. NCBI's taxonomy places the organism in Eukaryota, Metazoa, Nematoda, Chromadorea, Rhabditida, Rhabditidae.